GGAGGCGCCUUGGGAAGGGGGGGGCGCAGGCCCCCCGGGCGGCCGCGGCCACUCCCCUCCCCCGGGGCCAGCGCGGGGGAGGCGGAGGAUGGAAACACCCUUCUACAGCGAUGAGGCUCUGAGCGGCCUGGGCGGCGGCGCCAGCGGCACCGGCGGGGGUGGCUUCGCGUCCCCGGGCCGACUGUUUCCCGGGGCGCCCCCGACGACGGCGGCAGCGGCCGGCAGUAUGCUGAAGAAGGACGCGCUGACACUGAGCCUGAGUGAGCAGUUGGCGGCAGCGCUCAAGCCCACGGUCGCGCCACCCCCGGCCUCUCUCCGCGCCGACGGGGCCCCGGGCGCGGCGCCCCCCGACGGCCUGUUGGCCUCCCCGGACCUGGGGCUGCUCAAGCUGGCCUCGCCCGAGCUGGAGCGCCUCAUCAUCCAGUCCAACGGGCUGGUUACCACCACGCCGACUAGCACGCAGUUCCUCUACCCCAAGGUGGCGGCCAGCGAGGAACAAGAGUUCGCCGAAGGCUUCGUCAAGGCGCUGGAGGACCUGCACAAACAGAACCAGCUGGGCGCCGCUGCGCCUCGGUGGCAGGAUGAACUUCCCUGCACCUGCAUCGUUGUGUACAUGCUGCUGAGCAUGGAGUGA
This is a messenger RNA of Echinops telfairi (small Madagascar hedgehog), 634 nucleotides long. It is a transcript of the gene JUND, whose product is annotated as JunD proto-oncogene, AP-1 transcription factor subunit. Gene Ontology annotation, biological process: regulation of cell population proliferation; regulation of transcription by RNA polymerase II; regulation of cell cycle. Gene Ontology annotation, molecular function: transcription factor binding; DNA-binding transcription factor activity, RNA polymerase II-specific; RNA polymerase II cis-regulatory region sequence-specific DNA binding. Gene Ontology annotation, cellular component: transcription regulator complex. The record is from RefSeq and is a predicted model, not a curated record. The transcript is spliced from 2 exons. Bases 89 to 634 code for a protein of 181 amino acids. Lineage: Eukaryota; Metazoa; Chordata; Mammalia; Afrosoricida; Tenrecidae.